Eurytemora carolleeae is the source of this 924-nucleotide messenger RNA. RefSeq names its product adhesin Ata autotransporter-like. Lineage: Eukaryota; Metazoa; Arthropoda; Copepoda; Calanoida; Temoridae. The transcript has 3 exons. The record is from RefSeq and is a predicted model, not a curated record. Bases 1 to 924 code for a protein of 307 amino acids.
AUGUGUGAUAAAGUGUGUGAUUGUGUGACUAGGACGGGACAAGGAGCUUCUGCUCUGAUCUAUAUUGGAGUUAGGACGGGACAAGGUGCUCCUGCUCAGAUCUAUAUUGGAGUUAAGACGGGACAAGGUGCUCCUGCUCAGAUCUAUAUUGGAGUUAGGACGGGACAAGGUGCUCCUGCUCAGAUCUAUAUUGGAGUUAGGACGGGACAAGGUGCUUCUGCUCUGAUCUAUAUUGGAGUUAGGACGGGACAAGGACGGGAACAAGGUGCUUCUGCUCAGAUCUAUAUUAGAGUUAUGACGGGACAAGGUGCUUCUGUUCAGAUCUAUAUUGGAGUUAGGACGGGACAAGGAGCUUCUGCUCAGAUCUAUAUUGGAGUUAGGACGGGACAAGGUACUUCUGCUCUGAUCUAUAUUGGAGUUAGGACGGGACAAGGUGCUUCUGUUCAGAUCUAUAUUGGAGUUAGGACGGGACAAGGUGCUCCUGCUCAGAUCUAUAUUGGAGUUAUGACGGGACAAGGUGCUCCUGCUCUGAUCUAUAUUGGAGUUAGGACGGGACAAGGUGCUUCUGCUCUGAUCUAUAUUGGAGUUAGGACGGGACAAGGUGCUUCUGCUCAGAUCUAUAUUGGAGUUAGGACGGGACAAGGUGCUUCUACGCAGAUCUAUAUUGGAGUUAUGACGGGACAAGGUGCUCCUGCUCAGAUCUAUAUUGGAGUUAGGACGGGACAAGGUGCUCCUGCUCUGAUCUAUAUUGGAGUUAUGACGGGACAAGGUGCUUCUACUCCGACCUAUAUUGGAGUAAGGACGGGACAAGGUGCUUCUACUCAGAUCUAUAUUGGAGUUAGGACGGGACAAGGUGCUUCUACUCCGACCUAUAUUGGAGUUAGGACGGGACAGUGCUUCUACUCCGACCUAUAUUGGAGUUAG